Molecule: messenger RNA, 513 nt
Organism: Trichomonas vaginalis G3
Lineage: Eukaryota; Parabasalia; Trichomonadida; Trichomonadidae
Product: C2 domain (calcium/lipid-binding domain, CaLB) family
Exons: 1
Coding region: 1-513 (170 amino acids)
Source: RefSeq, a predicted model, not a curated record
AUGAUAGAGCUAAAUUAUAAUUGGAUUAUAGAUCUUGUCAUUAAGGAUGCUGAAAUACAUGAUGGUGUAAAUCAUUCCAAUACACCAAUUUGGUUUGUUGUUAUUGCAGAUGGAGUUCCACAACCGUUUUCAACACCACAAGUACAAAAUUCGAAAAAUCCCACAUGGAAUUAUCCAGCAAGAUUAGUUCUGAAAUCACUAGAUAUAUCUAAAUCGUUUUUAUACGUUGCAUUAUGCACAUCUGGACCAAAUAAUGUUAAUAUACCGCUAUGUAGUGCAAGAAUUAGCUUAAGAAACUUACCUAUUGGCUCUCCGAAAUCAUUUAAAUUCCCUUUAAUGCUUACAAAUAAAGCAGAUACAGAAGCAUGCACAGUCAGAUGCGCGGCCACUCUAUCUAGCUUCACUCCACAAGUGUACUUGCAGCCAUCUAUUAAUAGACCAAUGAUGACCGGUGGUAUGCAACAAAUGGGCGGAUAUGCACAACCAAUGAAUAGGAAUUUUGGCUAUUAUUAA